Cyclospora cayetanensis is the source of this 756-nucleotide messenger RNA. RefSeq names its product bax inhibitor 1. Gene Ontology annotation, cellular component: membrane. The record is from RefSeq and is a predicted model, not a curated record. Bases 1 to 756 code for a protein of 251 amino acids. NCBI's taxonomy places the organism in Eukaryota, Apicomplexa, Conoidasida, Eucoccidiorida, Eimeriidae. The transcript is spliced from 4 exons.
AUGGAGAUGUUCAACUUUUCCGGGGCCUCCGCGGUCCCGAGCCGUUCUCUGUUGGACUUCACGCCCCUUUCAGCUCCCCAGAAGAGGCAUAUCACCAAGAUUUACGCUGCCCUGACAGUCAACGUGCUUCUUACUGCACUUGGGGUGUAUGUACACCUUAACUGGCUGAGGGUUCCAACCGUUCUCCCUCUUAUUCUCUCCGUUGGUUGCGUAUUGGGGCUUAACUUCUCAUCGCAGAAGGCUCAUGCAGAAUCGAAGAUGCUUACUCGAGACCGCGCCCUCAUGUUUGGUGGCUUUGGAUUCCUCAACGGCAUGUUGAUCGCCAAUUAUCUGCACGCUGUUCAUUUCUACGUGGGCCCCCGGGUCGUUCCUGCCGCCUUCUUCGCGUCUGUCGCAGUCUUCAGCUGCCUCUCUGCGGCCGCACUCUUAGCCAAACAACGGUCGUACUUGUAUUUGGGGGCGAUCCUCUCUUCCGUCCUGGGAUACUUCAUGCUGGCAUCCUUUGUGAAUAUCUUCUGGAAGACGCAGCUGCUCACCGACAUCCUUCUCUGGGGGGGCCUCUUUAUGUAUCUAGGGUUCGUGGUCUAUGACACGCAGCUGGCCGUGGCGCAGUUCGAUAGGGGGAACAGAGACUAUCUGGUGCAUGCGCUACAGUUUUAUGUGAACUUUGUAUCCGUGUUCCUCCGGCUCGUUGCAAUCCUUUCUGACCGUCAGGAGGAAAGCAACCGGAGGAAGCGGGACGGGAGAGAUCACUGA